Molecule: messenger RNA, 1686 nt
Organism: Myiozetetes cayanensis
Lineage: Eukaryota; Metazoa; Chordata; Aves; Passeriformes; Tyrannidae
Product: intestinal-type alkaline phosphatase-like
Exons: 11
Coding region: 1-1686 (561 amino acids)
Biological process (GO): dephosphorylation
Cellular component (GO): plasma membrane
Molecular function (GO): alkaline phosphatase activity
Source: RefSeq, a predicted model, not a curated record
AUGUCCACCCUCCCCAGUGUGCAGGAUGUCUCCAAGGGCAUGGGCUGCUCUGACAGCUCCCAUUUUAUCACAAUUGGAGAUGCCCAUUCUGGACCCCUGGGGUGUGCCCCUGAAGACCUUCAGGGUGCUCAGUGCCCCUGCACACCCCCAGCUCUGCUCUCACCUCCAGAUGCUGAGAAGUCCCCAAGCUACUGGAAUAAAGGGGCCAGGAGGAGGCUGGAGUUGGCCCUGGCAUUGCAGCCAGAGGCACAGCGGGCCAAAAACAUCAUCCUCUUCAUGGGUGACGGCAUGGGGCUGUCCACCAUGUCGGCGGCUCGGAUCUACAAGGGGCAGCUGGCUGGUGGCUCAGGUGAGGAGAGCGUGUUGGCCAUGGAGACCUUUCCCCACAUGGCCCUGGCCAAGACCUACACCAUUGACCGUCAGGUGCCCGACAGUGCUGGCACAGGCACUGCCUACCUCUGUGGGGUGAAAGCCAAUGCCAAGACUCUGGGGUUGAGUGGGGCGGCUGUCUAUGGAAAAUGCCGCACCACCUUCGGCAACGAGGUGGACUCCAUCCUGCACCGGGCCAGGCUGGCGGGCAAGUCGGUGGGCAUCGUGACGACCACGAGGGUGCAGCAUGCAUCCCCCGGGGCAGCCUACGCCCACUCGGCCAGCCGGAGCUGGUACGCGGAUGCCAACAUGCCCAAGGAGGCACUGCGGGACGGCUGCAAGGACAUCGCCUACCAGCUGGUGCACAACACGGACAUCAAUGUGAUCCUGGGUGGAGGGAGGAUGUACAUGACUCCCAAGCGGACUCCGGACCCCGAGUACCCAGAGGACUCAGACCAGAAUGGCACCAGGAAGGAUGGCCGGGACUUGAUUGCCGAAUGGCUGAGUGCCAAGCAGGGUGCCCGCUACGUCUGGGACAAGAAGGGCCUGGAUGCGGUCAGAGAUGACUCUGUGAGCCACCUUAUGGGCCUCUUCGAGCCCAAGGACAUGAGGUACGAGCUGAACCGCAACACAUCCACAGAUCCCUCCAUCGUGGAGAUGACAGAAAAGGCCAUCCGUAUCCUGCGCAGGAACCCCAAUGGCUUCUUCCUCUUUGUGGAAGGUGGCAGGAUCGACCAUGGCCACCACAGCGGGCGGGCCAAGCAGGCGCUGAUGGAGGCCGUCAUGCUGGACCGGGCGGUGGCGCGGGCGGGAGAGCUCACCUCCCCCUUGGACACCUUGACCGUGGUGACGGCGGAUCACUCCCAUGUCUUCACCUUCGGGGGCAGCACACCACGUAGCAAUUCCAUCUUCGGGCUGGCCCCCAAGAAAGCCAAGGACAAGCGAGCCUACACCAGCAUCCUCUAUGGCAAUGGUCCCGGCUACAGCAUCGGCGACGGGGGCCGUCCAGCCGCCAGCCUCCCCGCUGCGGAGGACAAGGACUACAGGCAGCAGGCAGCCGUGCCCCUGGAGAUGGAGACUCACAGCGGGGAGGACGUGGUGGUGCUGGCCCAGGGCCCCAUGGCCCACCUCUUCCACGGGGUGCAGGAACAGCACUACAUUGCCCAUGCCAUGGCCUACGCAGCGUGCCUCGAGCCCUAUGCCACAGAGCCCGGGUGCAGGACAGCCCGCAGGGCCUCCCACAGCACCCAGUGCUCCCCACAGACCCCGCUCACCCUCCUGGCCCUCUGUGGAGCUGCCCUCAUGGUGGGGGGCUGA